CCUCUUCUCAACACCCAUCUAUACCUUCUGGAAUUUCACUGCCAUCUCGCCCGCGAGAGAACCGAAAUAAAUAUCCACCGCGCCCCUUCCCCAACGCCGGUAACAAAGAGGCUUGUCCUGAACAGGUGUCACAUCGCGUCGGCCUCCGAGGACGUUAUCUGGUAGAUUGCUAUGGACGAGAGAAUUCCUUUCGAAUUUUAAAUACAUCACAUAUUCCCACUAUUCAACAUGUCGGCGAACGGUACGAAGACGACCAAGGUGUCGAAACCGGCCCAAGUCGCCAAUCCGGCCCCAUCUAGAACCAGCAGGAAACGCAAGAUGGACCCCGACGCUCAGAAAUACUAUGCUGUCCGGGCUGGGUUCAAGCCUGGCGUCUACCUGACCUGGCCCGAGUGCCAGAAGCAGACGGCGGGAUACAGAGACAAGUCCUUCCUAAGUCGAAAAGAUGCCGAAGCGUACGUAGCCGGUAAGAAGACAUCGGUCACCGCACCGGGCGAGGAGCGGUACUAUGCCGUAGCCAUCGGUAGAGAGCCGGGAGUCUACACCGAUUGGGACAAGGCAUCUCUGGCCAUCAAGGGGUGGAAGGGGCCCAAAUAUAAAAGAUUUGACACGCGCGAGGAGGCGAUAGAGUAUAUCCGGAUACACGGAAACGAAGCUGCUCAGGAGGCGUUAUUGCAAUACGGCGGCGAAGUUCCUUCGAAGAAGAGGAAGACGACCAAGAGCAACGGUGCUAGUCUCGUCGCCGAGGACGAGCCGGACGUUCAACAUAUCUACACAGACGGCAGCAGUCUCUCCAACGGCAAACCAGGCGCGGCCGCCGGAGUCGGCGUAUAUUUCGGGAAAGACGACGAAAGGUGAGUGGGGCAAAAAGAAGCCAGAUCUCUCUCGAAGGCAAAAAAUGGCCAAUGCGGGCCCUCCUGACGCGCGACACCUUUUUCUCAGAAACAUAUCGGAGCGCCUUGAGGGCGAUGUGCAGACAAACCAGCGGGCCGAGCUGACGGCGAUCCUCCGCGCGCUCGAGAGCGUGGCUGUCGACCAGAAGGUGCGCAUCUACUCGGACAGCAAGUACUCGCUGAGCUGUGUGACAGAGUGGUACGUCAACUGGCAGAAGAACGGGUGGCGGACGAAGGACGGGCUCGUGAAGAAUAAGGAC
This is a messenger RNA of Durotheca rogersii, 1153 nucleotides long. RefSeq lists its product as uncharacterized. NCBI's taxonomy places the organism in Eukaryota, Fungi, Ascomycota, Sordariomycetes, Xylariales, Xylariaceae. The transcript has 3 exons. Gene Ontology annotation, molecular function: RNA-DNA hybrid ribonuclease activity; nucleic acid binding. The record is from RefSeq and is a predicted model, not a curated record. The coding region runs from base 229 to 858 and encodes 209 amino acids. Gene Ontology annotation, biological process: DNA replication, removal of RNA primer.